Molecule: messenger RNA, 1164 nt
Organism: Striga hermonthica
Lineage: Eukaryota; Viridiplantae; Streptophyta; Magnoliopsida; Lamiales; Orobanchaceae
Source: the annotation of a GenBank genome assembly
AUGCUUCCUACGGAGCUUCUUCAGGAGAUCUUCUCACGGCUGCCGGCGAAAUCCCUCUUGCGGUUCAGGUGCGUGUCCAAAUCAUGGCGGCGAAUCAUCGACGGUCCAGAUCUCGUCAAAUCACACCUGAAGAAAUCCGCCGAAUCAUACCGUAACCACACCCUCAUCCUCACGGAGACCGGCAUGAACUACCACGUCCUCGAUUUGGGCCCGCUCGACAACCCUAGAAAAGCCCGCGUCUGCAAACCACCUUUCACCGGCGGCGAAAUUGAAGACGUUUCUAACCCAUGUAAUGGCAUAAUCGUUGUCUCAACCGAGACCUUCGGCCUGCUCUACCUGUGGAACCCAUUUCUAAAAAAGCACCGGGCUUUUCCCGAUUCCCCGUCUAGAUGCACGCGCGGCCACCAUUUUCCCGAGCAGUUAUUGGGGCUGGGAUACGACCCGAUAAACGACGAUUACAAAGUUAUCCGUAAUUUGGAGUGUAAACACAUUGCGCAUCACCUUGUGUGUUCGAAAACUGAGGUCUUCACAUUCAGGUCCAAAGUGUGGAGGGAGGUGGACCCUUUCCCCUGUUCUCUCUCGUGCACUUAUCAGUUGUGGGUUGGGCCUGUCAAUGGGUCUCUGCACAUGCUGUGUGCGGAUUCAUCUCAUGAUUGUAAGAUCGUGGGAUUUGGCAUCGAGGCCGAAAAGUAUUUCGAGGUUUUGUUUCCUUUGAAAGUCCCGGCUAAUACCAUUAUGGGGUUGGAUUUGCUUGGUGAUUGUCUUUGUGUAUCCUGUUUCGAUGAGUCCCGGGUGAACAUAUGGGUGAUGAAGGAGUACGGGGUUAGAGAUUCUUGGACUAUUCUGACAUCGGUUGAUUUACAUAGAUGUGAGAGCCCUCUAGUUUAUUUCAAGCCGCUGGUUUACUCUGAGGAUCGAAAGAAGGUUCUGUUGUACAGCAAUGUGUUUGAGUUUGUUUGGUAUGAUCUGGAGAUGAAAACUAGAAGAAAAAUUCGAGUUCGUGCAGUACCCUAUUUGAUUCAGCUUGUGCCUUGUGUCAAGAGUCUUGUUUUUCCGGGUGGCUCGAGGGAAGAGGUUAAGAAAGAUGGGUGGCAAGUGAAGGAAAAUAAGGUUAAGAAGACAAGAGAUGAUUUCCUCUCCAAGGGGUUCAAGUUGAAGCUGUAA